GGUGAUGAGACUGGUAUCAUGGACGGCCUGUUGGAGGCACUGCAGUCUGGAGCUGCGUUCAGGAGGAAGAGAGGACCCCGACAAGCAGCUAACCGGAGAGGAGGUGGCCACCCAAUGACGAACAUCCUGGCCAAAGAGCUGAUGCAGGAAGAGGCCGCGCCCAAGAAGAAGGGGGCGGAGAGUAAGGAGGAGCCUCUGGGGGACGCCGAGUCGCUAGAGAACCUGCUGGAGGACAUCCCCUCCCGCUCCCACUAGCCUCCCCGUCACCAUGACAUCUUAUGGACUUCCUGUAGCGGCCGCAAAAACGGACUGACCGGUGGGGCUCUUGACUGAACACCCCCCCCCCCCCCUGCGUCCCUCCCCCUCCCGUAGAGUAUGCUGGCUUGCGAUUUGCUGCGUUUUCUUACUGAAGUGGCACCGUGCCACUGAAGACUGGACCUCACGGUCACUUUCGGUCAUCUUUUUUUUUCUAUCAUCAAAUUCUUUAAUCUUGCUCUUUCUCACAUUACUCUUCCUGCUUCCUGCUUCUCUGUGGGGCCCUCCCAACAGAAGGGCAUCACGGGAAAAAUCCAAAGACGCACUUGGACGGAACCGGUCAGAAUUUUUUUAUGUCAAUUCCCAAUCUGCAGCUGCCAACUCCCAAGUCUGCAUCUGAGAUCCUGCCAGGAUUGGGCUGCCUGCUCAAAGCAUCCUGCAUCCAGACUUGGGGAUUUGUUGUUUCUGUUUGUGUUUUUGUCUGUUUUUUUUUUUUUCAACAUACAGUAGUCCUUCUGUAGUCAUAUUUUUUUUCUUCAUUUUGAUUAAUUGAAAAGGCAAAAAGAAUAUAACUUGCUCGUUUAAUAAGUUUCAGUACCUGUGUGAAUUUAAAGAGGUGAAAAUAAACAUGUACAGUAUGUGAUGCUGUGUACACAUAUUCAAGUGCCAACUCUGAGGUAGGGAUUAUGAAACUGCACAUUUCAGUACUCGCCUCGUCCAAUGAGAGUGAGUUAUGGUGGAAGGGCAACCAGUCACAAACCUCCUUAUUUAGUGGUUAACAUUCUGUUUUUUUGCUACAGUAGUCUGCGCCCGAGUGAUGUUUAUGAUGGGUGAUGUUUAUUAGGGGUAGAGAUCUGAAAGGUCUGCUCCCUAAAACACAUGAUUUGUUUUGCUUUGUGUUUUGUGUUUUGCUUUGUGUUUUUGCCACUUUUCUGUCACUUUUUCGUCAUCUGAAACGUUCUGCUGUUGAUUAUGUUUCUAAAUAUAGAGAGCCUCUGAUCACGAGUGGCCCCAGCC
Sardina pilchardus (European sardine) is the source of this 1272-nucleotide messenger RNA. Its product is annotated as protein diaphanous homolog 1-like. The record is from RefSeq and is a predicted model, not a curated record. Lineage: Eukaryota; Metazoa; Chordata; Actinopteri; Clupeiformes; Clupeidae. The coding region runs from base 19 to 255 and encodes 78 amino acids. The transcript has 2 exons.